Molecule: messenger RNA, 1341 nt
Organism: Pseudozyma flocculosa PF-1
Lineage: Eukaryota; Fungi; Basidiomycota; Ustilaginomycetes; Ustilaginales; Ustilaginaceae
Exons: 3
Coding region: 1-1341 (446 amino acids)
Biological process (GO): positive regulation of DNA-templated transcription
Cellular component (GO): Set1C/COMPASS complex
Source: RefSeq, a predicted model, not a curated record
AUGCCCAAGGAUGCCGCCGCAAGCACCUCGGCCAACCCCAUACCGCCCGACGGCCAUCACGAUGAAGACGACGAAGAUGGCGUCUACUGCGUGUGUAGACGCCCAUAUGAUGAAAACGACAGCAUGAUCCUCUGCGACCGGUGCGAGCAGUGGUACCACUAUUCGUGCAUGGACAUCACAGAGGAGCAGAGCCUACUCAUCGACCGCUUCAUCUGCCCCGUCUGCGUGCCCCUGACUUCGGACCGCACCACCUGGUCGCCCAAAUGCCGGCGCGACGGGUGUCCCCAGCCCGCCGCCGCCCCGCUCUCGCGCUACUGCUCGGAACGCUGCGGCGUCCUCACCAUCUCGGAGCGCAUGGCCAAGUGCAAAAUCCUCAAAUCGUCCAACGCCCUCGCGCGGUUAGAGGCCGACCAGAACGUCAAGCUGGCCAGGAAGCCGCAGGGUAGCGUCGUAUGGGGACCAGACGGCGGCCAAGAGCAGCCACAACCCAACGCCGCUGCUGCGCGCGGGCCGACGGAGAUGGACGAGGAAACAAGCCAGCGGGCACAGAGGUGGCACAGGACGUUCGAGGCCGUCCAGACCAGCAAGUUGCUCGCGUCACUGGGGCCAUCGGAUCGCUGGAGCACCGUCGCCUCUCUGCCUAUCAAGACGGCGGCGACGACGGGCGGCGGGACGCUGGCGCUACCGUCGCAAGCACAGCUCAAGACGGUCCAGAUCCAGCUCGCGGCCCUCGAAGCGACAAAGGCGCGGCUAAAGACGCACCUCGACUUGCUCGACGCGAGGCAGCGGCUGUUCCAGCUCGUAUCCGAGUCGUUAUCGUCCCUCUCGCCGGCACCCGACGGCGGCGGACCAAAGUGCGGCUUCGACCGCAUCCUGGCGUGGGACGACGAGCGGCUGUCGCACUGGCUCGAUGCCGAGCACCGACGCGACGCCAUCUUUGAUGCCGUCGCUCCCACCUUGCCGUCGUCGUCGACGAGCAACGGCAUCACCAACGGCGUGCACGGGGUUCCUGAUGGCAAAGACGACGACGACGACGACAAAGGGGAGAGGCGAUGUUCGGUGCCCAAGCGCAAGUGCAAGCGGCACUGGGACUGGCAAAACACCAAGGAGGUCGAGAUCGACGUCGAGCGCAGCCUGCUCCUCCAACGCCUCGGCCGUCUCGAGGACAGCAGGGCCGACGUCGAGUCCGCCCUCGUCGAAGCGCAGCAGAGGAUCAAGGUCGAAGCCGAGGCAGAGAGGGAGCGCGAGGACCGCAGACGACGCUGGUUGCAGGCGAGAGACGAGGCCGUCGCACGGGAGAUGGCAGAAGAGGGAAAGAGGAGGAGGGCCGUCGGCCGGUAG